Messenger RNA from Acaulospora colombiana, 1296 nucleotides. NCBI's taxonomy places the organism in Eukaryota, Fungi, Glomeromycota, Glomeromycetes, Diversisporales, Acaulosporaceae. The record is from the annotation of a GenBank genome assembly.
AUGCAUCUCACAAUCCUCCUACCGCUAUUGCUGGCGAUCUCUGAGCGUACGUAUAACAUAUCUCUUCCAUACCCGUUUGAUGACGCAACAACCUACGAUCAAAACUUCAGGGAGUCCGUAAAGGAUUCCAAUAAGAUGAUGAAAAAAAUGGAAAAGAUCAUCAAGAAUGCCGACAAUCCAAAGAACGUAGAGAUGCUCGAAACAGCAUUCGGCCCCAAAUGGCGAGACCAUCAUGAUCAAUUAAAACAGGAUAUCCACAAGAUGAGGCACGCAAAUCUACAGGUUCAUGACCGGAAUCCGCAUAAUUCGGAAGCCGCAAUAAAAGACGGGGCGUUCCCCGCGAUGGUUAUAUUCCCUAAAAAAGGGGCUGGGAACGUCCCCACUGCCUAUUUUGGUACUGACUGGCACAACGAGAACCGCGUGAAUAGGGCUGGUACUUUGAUUCAUGAACUAAGUCAUGCACAACUGGGGACAGGAGAUCAUAUCGUCGCAAAUAGUCCAGGUCCAGUGAAGUUCAUCAGUAGCCGAGAAGCCUACGCUAGAGAGAACAAGAUUCCCCCUCAAGAUGUCCGGCGUGGAAAAGGAUAUAUUGACGGGACGACCGAAGAUGUCAUCAACAAUGGCAAAAGUGCCCUUGGACCAAGCUUCCAAACAUAUGUCACAGUCGCAAGUAAUCCUCACCGAAAUGCGGACUCGUGGAAGGUCUUGGCCGCUCUGGGCAAGAAAGAUCAAGACGAGAGAAGAGACCGCCAGAAGGCGAACAUAGAACGUAAGCAAGCGAAAUUGAACGCUCAGAGUGGAGGAACUUGUCCGUUCUCUGUGACUCGGGCCAAAGCUGCCUCCAAGCAAGGCAAGGAGUCGAAACAGUUGUCAAAAUCAGCCGAUGGCAGCAAAUCUGGCUUGAAGAGUAGCAAAGAAACUCAGAAAUCGACCAAGUCCAGUCAAAAGUCGAGACCAACAACCAAGUCAUCUUUGGACGCGAAGACGAGAAAGCCUAAUAGCAAAACAACAUCAAACGCAAAGGCAGCCAAAGGAGCCUCCAAGGCCACCGCAAAGGGGAAGGCCUCAAUGGAGAAAGGUACAACAAGGAGCAAGGGCGGAGCUUCCACCAAGGACCGGGCCAUAAAGAAGCCAGUUCGGCCCUUCUUUAGCGAAGUAUUUGCCUUCUUGUUCCUUGACUUUGCCGAAGUGACUUUGUUCUUCACUCCGACUCUGGUCUUGGACGCUGCUUUGCCCUUGGUAAGAGCUUUAGAACCUUUCGCGGUCCUGGCCUUCGUGGACUUGGUCCUCGACGCG